This is a messenger RNA of Kalmanozyma brasiliensis GHG001, 2868 nucleotides long. RefSeq lists its product as uncharacterized. Gene Ontology annotation, biological process: regulation of DNA-templated transcription; DNA-templated transcription. Lineage: Eukaryota; Fungi; Basidiomycota; Ustilaginomycetes; Ustilaginales. The record is from RefSeq and is a predicted model, not a curated record. The transcript has a single exon. The coding region runs from base 1 to 2868 and encodes 955 amino acids. Gene Ontology annotation, molecular function: zinc ion binding; DNA binding; DNA-binding transcription factor activity, RNA polymerase II-specific.
AUGUCGCCAGGAUCAUCAUCCACCCCCGUUGCCCCAGGCUCGAGUUCCUCUCCCUCAGGUUCGAGCAAAAGGGAUCGCAUCAACACGGAAGAAGACCAAUUGGCGCGAGCCCAAGACGACCGGAGCCAAAAGCGCACUCGAGUGCGUCAAGCAUGCAACCGCUGCAAAGCUCGCAAGAUCAAAUGCGGUGACCUUCGACCCUGCAAGAACUGCACCAGUCUGGGCCUGGUCUGCCGAGACUGGCGCCCCGGGGAGGAUCCGUACGACCAGCCUGCCUUUGCUCACCCUGCUGCCUCAUCUUCGUCGACCCUCCCGAACGAGCUCGCGGACACUUGGCCAUCUGCAGACUAUCAAUUCCGAGCGCAGGGCGGUGCUGCAAGGGAUAGCUUCGAUUCGCAUCAGGGUCGCACCAGCCGAUCAGUCGAUCGAGACGGCAGGGCUGAACGAUCCGGCUCGGCCAUCCCGUGGCCCAACACGCCGUACGAAAGAUCCAGUCAUACCGUCGCUUGGCCUCCGAAGCCCGAUCCGACACGUCACAGGUACCUCGCCUAUCCUUAUGACUCCAUCUACCGCAACGAGUUCGGUCACCUCAAAGCUCUCUCUCUGUCUUCGGGACUCGGCACGCUCUCCUACCUUCACGAGUAUCAUAAAUUAGCCAACGAGCAAUUCCUCGAUGCGCUGUGGCAAGUGCUCGAAGGGGAGAAUCAGGAUGGCGUCAACAUGCAAAUGUUUGCGCUCGAAAACGAGAGUUUCUCCCCUCAUUCUCACGGCAGUCAUAUCAGCACGGGUCUUGGCGCACCAACAGGAGCAUUCCCGGAUUCCCUCGCUGCCGACUGGUCGUUGGGCGGCGCUCCGUCGCUCAAUGUCCCUUUCACGUUCGACGCGGCCGCCGGUCCGACACCGGAACGGUUUCCAUCGAUGCAGAUCCCCACCAAGCCCACCCUUUCCGUCGCCAGCAGCUCCUCCGCCGAGACAUCUCCGGCAAAUGCUGCUUCAGGAUUGAGUGAUGUACGUCGUGGCCGCUCUCUCAGCUCCACCCUCGCCUCCAGCACAACCAAAAAGGACGACAACGGCCUUCUCACGUCCAACCAAAACAAACCUGCCAAAACCUAUCUGGAGGCAGGACCACCACCCGAAGACCUCUGGGCCUUCAUGGGGUCCAAAAUCCCGCAGCAACAUCGACGCUCUCUCCUUCACACUUUCUUGUCCACCACCUACGUGCUCUGGCCAACUUUCAUUCUCUCCGAGUUCCUUGCCACCCUCAAGGCCGAAAAUGAAAGACAGAAUCCCACCUUCGUCUGCCUUGUCAUUGCUUGCUGUGCCGUAGCUGCUCGUCAGGAGGCGGGCAGCGUCAAAGGCGGUCUCGCAGCCGAAUGGGGCCGAGACUUUGGCUUCUUCGAGCUCUACCUCGAUAUCCGCAGACUGGCUCCAAGAAACACGGACUGGGCCAGCCUCAACCACAUUCAAGCUCUGUUCUACUUGUCUCACUACUGCUUCGGCGCCUCCGGUCCAUUUGGAGUCACCAGAGCUCAUUACCUUAUGAAUGGCUGCGUCUCAAAAUGCUUCGACGUCGGCCUCCAUCGAUCCGCCGAAACCUAUACGGACGCCUUCACACCUUCCGAAAUCGAAGCUCGGCGCCGCACGGUCUGGGCUGUCUACUGUGGCGACAAGAUCUCGGCUGCCUACGGACGUCCGGUCAUGCUCCGUCUCUCUGACAUGGAUGUUCCCGAACUCGACGUCGACUCGGACGAGUACACUGAAAGAUUGCCCGCUGCAACCUCUUUCGAUCGCGCUUGCACGAUGAGACCAUGGCAUCGAGCUGCUGUUCGCUUGUUCUGCGUCCUCGAACGUGUCAUCGACAAGAUCAAUCUGCCCGCAUGCAGUGCUUCGGCUGCUCUAGAGCGAGUCAUGCGCAAGAAGCCUAAGCGACCUAGGCAAUCCGAGAAUCACGAUGACAGCUGCAUGGCCGAUCAUGAAGCCAUCGGCUUUGAUGAGGAGCUCGAGCUUGUGGACGACUUCCGCUUUGCCGAUACUCCCACGCCCACGUCCGCACACGAGGACGACCCGAUGUAUCAAGCACACGUUGAGAGACUUCGUACCACAGCUGCCUUCAUCAAGAUUUUCAUCUAUAGACACCUCUUCGCCGCCGCGGCCAACUGCCAUCUGUCGCGCCAGCCGCCUAGAAUUGAUUAUCGCGACGAGAUGGUCAAAUGGUGUCGCGAACUGCUGCUCUCACAGCGCAAAAUGAUCCAGCGUGGCGACUACACUGACUUCGGCUCGGUCAUGUCCUACCAGCUCAGUCAGACAGGCCGUGGUCUUAUUCCCGCGAUCUACAUCAGCUCGCGACUCAUGGACACAUCCCAAGAUCCCAACUCAAGUGCCAUCAUCAAGGAAGCGCAAGAGCUUCUUGUUCUGGCCUAUGAUCUGCUCCGACAGCUCUCCACUCGCUUCACAGCGUCGCAUCGACAGCUACAGAUCAUGCAGUCCGCUUUCAAACGACUCGAUCUCAGUCUCAAGCGGAGACAUCACAAGGGCGGAUCGUCGGCGGCACACGAUGCUUCCUCGCAUCAACACGGCGGCUCAGAUCGAGCGGGCACGCACGGUACCGCAGCAGCCAGUUCGGAGAAGGAAUUGACGAGCGGCCUGGAUCUGAUCGCCGGUGUCGCCGGUGCAGAGCUACUCGGCGGCGAAGGGCUGGGAGAGUCGACGGCAAGCAACGAGGAGGAGGACGAGUUCGAAGAUGACCUCGACCGAGACAAGGGAUGGAUUUCUGAUCUGCCCAUCAACCAACCAGCGGAGAAGACCGCACCUCAUCCAGUCAGCGCCUUUGUUGGAUGGCCACCAGCACCUCCCUCAGGUCAGGAGUGA